AUGACACCAUUUCCAUCCGCCACUGAUGCUGCUAAACAUCACACUGUUACCAAAAGUCCGCCUGUUUUUGCCAAAACCGGGCGAAUGACCCCUGACAAGCUCAAAAUUGCUCACGCGGAAUUCGAGCACAUGCUUGAACUAGGCAUCCUUCGUCCGUCUAAAAGCCCGUGGGCGUCGGCGCCCCAUAUGGUGCCCAAAAACGACAUCACGGCAAGCCUGCGCGGCACCCGGGUGCCCUCGAAAAUCGAUCUGCUUCGCGCGUAUCACCAGAUUUCGGUCGCUGCGGAACACAUACCGAAGACUGCCGUAAUCACGCCGUUUGGGCUCUUCGAAUUUUUGCGUAUGCCGUUCGGUCUUCGUAACGCAGUCCAGACUUUUCAACGGUUCAUUGAUUCAGUCACUGGAAGUCUAGAUUUCGUCUAUCCAUACAUCGACGAUAUCCUUGUUGCAAGCGCUUCUAAAGAACAACACGCAGAACAUCUCAGUAUUCUUUUCGAUAGACUGGCCGCUAAUGUCAUCACUGUCAACCCUGACAUAUGUGUAUUUCAGCAGCCUUCUGUCGAAUUUCUUGACCACCAUAUUGUUCAGUAUGGCAUACGGCCUCUAGACGAUAGAGCCCGCGCCAUCAGGGACCUUCCAGUCCCGACUAAGUUAGCCGCUAUUCGCCGUUUCAGCAGCAUGCUCAACUAUUAUCGACAUUUUCUUCCACUACCAAUUUGCUAA
Molecule: messenger RNA, 723 nt
Organism: Dicrocoelium dendriticum
Lineage: Eukaryota; Metazoa; Platyhelminthes; Trematoda; Plagiorchiida; Dicrocoeliidae
Source: the annotation of a GenBank genome assembly